This is a messenger RNA of Erythranthe guttata (spotted monkey flower), 5131 nucleotides long. RefSeq names its product glutamate receptor 2.8. Gene Ontology annotation, molecular function: ligand-gated monoatomic ion channel activity. The record is from RefSeq and is a predicted model, not a curated record. NCBI's taxonomy places the organism in Eukaryota, Viridiplantae, Streptophyta, Magnoliopsida, Lamiales, Phrymaceae. Gene Ontology annotation, cellular component: membrane.
GAACAUGAAAAUGCAUUUAUUCAUCUCUCUCUCACUACUUAGUCUAUUUCUAUCAUUGUGCAAUUCACAGCGAAAUACUACCUUUCAAGUUGGUGUGAUUCUUGAUGCAAAUACCGCAAACGGACGCAUAGGCAACACCAGCUUGUUAUUAGCUCUCUCCGAUUUUUAUUCAAUUAACUCAAGUUACGCGACAAGAAUCGUGCUUCAUCCAAGGGAUUCGGGACCUCAAGUAACCGUUGCUGCAGCUAGUGCGCUCAAUUUGUUGAAGGAUGUGCAAGUCGAUGCCAUUAUUGGUCCUCAAUCAUCUACACACGCAAACUUUGUGUCUGGUCUUGGAAAUGCAGCACACGUGCCCGUCAUUUCUUUCACGGCAACCAGUCCUUCUCUCAGUCAACCUCCCUAUUUUUUUCAAGCAGCCAUAAAUGAUGCUGCUCAAGUUGAUGCUAUUGCUGCCAUAGUUAAGUACUUUCACUGGAAUCAAAUUAUUUUUGUGUAUGAAGAUUCAGACUAUGGUAAUGGCAUUAUACCUUACCUGUCUAAUGCAUUUCAACAAGUAAAUGCUCGAGUUUCGUACAGAAGUGUUAUCCCAUUAAUCUUGGAAAAUAAUUCCAUCAUUGAUCAAGAGCUAGACAAGAUGAAAAAUAUGCAGACAAGGGUGUUUGUGGUGCAUACUACAACCCUUCUUGCUUCUCAAAUCUUCCUCAAGGCAAAGGAAGCGGGAAUGAUGAGUGAAGGCUAUGUCUGGAUAGUGACCACCAGUAUCAUGAAUUUGUUUUAUUCUCUGAAUUCAAGUGUUCAGGAGUCUAUGCAAGGAGUUCUUGGUGUAAAACCCCUCGUUCCAAGUUCGCCUACACUCAAUUCUACAACUAUAAGGUGGAAGAAAAAGUUUGCAGAGAUUAAUCCAGGAACUCCUGUACCACGAGAGAUCAACCUUUAUGGGUUGUGGGCAUACGAUACCUUAAGCGCAUUGGCUCAAGCUGCUGAGAAAGUUGGAUUCAGGGAGCCAAGUUAUUUGCAGAACACAAGUGCAAUUAACUAUACCGACAUAUUUAUUACUGGAACAUCACAAAGAGGUCAGAAUCUUCGGGGAGCAAUGUUGGAAACCGAUUUCAAAGGACUCUCUGGGAAUUUCACAUUGGUUAAUGGGAAACUAGAGCCAUCACCCUUUCAAAUAAUGAAUGUAAAUGGAAAGGAGCUUAGAGAAGUUGGAUCGUGGACACCAUUAUUGCAAAGUUCAAGUCGAAUGAAUGCGAACACGGCAAUUUUUCCAAAGAAUAUUACAUGGCCUGGAGAAUCGACGAAUGUACCAAAGGGUUGGGAGGUCUCACCAAGUGGUAAAAAGCUUAGAGUUGGUGUUCCAGCAAAAGCUGGUUUUGACGAAUUUGUAAAAGUAGAAAUGGAUCCUCAAACAAAUAGUAGUAAUGUGAGUGGAUUGUAUAUAGAUUUGUUUAAUUAUGUCAUGGCAGCACUACCGUAUGUAGUCCAAUAUGAAUAUGUCCCGUUUGAAACAUCGGAUGGCACAAGUGCGGUGAACUACGAUAGUUUGGCGAACCAAAACUUCGAUGCUGCUGUUGGAGACAUAACGAUCACAGCGGCAAGAUCAGAAUAUGUCGACUUUACUCUUCCAAUUGCACUUGGAGGGAUUACCAUCACACAGAAAAUCGAGUUCGACGACAAAAGCAAGGAUUUAUUCACAAAGCCCCUCAAUAAAAACCUAUGGUUAACUGCCAUAGCCCUGUUCAUUUUCACUGGACUGGCUCUGUGGAUUCUUGAACAUCGGUUAAACCCAGAUUUCCGAGGGCCCCCUUCAGAACACCUAGGCCUCAUCUUUUACAUCCCCUUCAUGUCAUUAGUGCAUGCCAACAGGGAAAAGAUAGUGAGCAAUUCAGCUCGACUGGUGUUAGUCGUUUGGGUGUUUGUUGUCCUGGUAUUGAGUGCAACUUACACAGCAAAUCUUUCCGCAAGAUUUACGCAUAUCGAGCUUAAAAAUGCCGACACGGAUGUAAGUAAACUUACUAGAGGCGGAUAUUCUGUUGGGUGCCGCCGAGGCUCUUUCGUUUGUACGUUCAUGAAAGGGCUUGGAUUCAACGAUUCGAAGAUCCAGACUUAUACAAGUCCAAAGGAUUUUGAUAGUGCCUUGAAUAAUGGCAGCAUAAAGGCCAUGUUUUCUCGCACUCCUUACACCGAUCUCUUCUUAUCCAAGCAGUGUAACAGGACGUGCAUGAAAGUUGGCCCAACCUAUCCUAGUGAGGGGUUUGCCUUUGUAUUCCCCAAAGGGUCACCAUUAGUAGCCGAUGUCUCUCGUGCAAUAAUCAAACUGACAGAACGUCACAAUAUUUCAGGAACAUAUAAAAAAUGGAUAACAACUUUGGCACCUAAGAAAUAUGAUCCCUCCGAUUACAAAUGGAGAAGUGUCAAACUGAAAAGUUUCAGAGUCCUGUUUGGAAUAACAGCGGGGAUCACAGGGACUUGCCUAUUGCGAAAUACUACUUUUCAAGUUGGUGUUAUUCUUGAUGCAAAUUCCACAAAUGGACGCAUAGGCAACACCAGCUUGUUAUCAGCUCUCUCCGAUUUUUAUUCAUCUCAUGCCAAUUAUUCGACAAGAAUUGUGCUUCAUCCAAGGGAUUCAGGAGGACGAGUCACCGGUGCUGCAACUAGUGCUAUCAAUUUGUUGAAGGAUGUACAAGUUGAUGCCAUAAUCGGUCCUCAAACAUCUACACAAGCAUACUUUGUGAUCGGCCUUGGAAAUGCAGCAAACGUGCCGGUCGUUUCUUUCUCUGCGACAACUCCUACUUACUAUCCUAAAGAUUCCUAUUUUGUUCAAACAGCCAUAAAUGAUGGUGCUCAAGUUGAUGCUAUUGCCGCCAUAAUUAAGUACUUCAAAUGGAGUCAGGUUGUUUUGAUAUAUGAAGAUUCAGAUUAUGGUAUUGGCAUUACUCCUUAUCUCUCUAAUGCAUUCCAACAAGUAAAUGCCCGAGUUUCAUACAGAAGCGUUAUCCCUAUCUCUGCAACCGAUGAUUUCAUCCUUCAAGAGUUAUACAAGAUGAAAACUAUGCAGACAAGGGUGUUUGUGGUGCAUACUACAAGCGGUCUUGCUUCUAGAAUCUUCCUGAAAGCAAAGGAAGCAGAAAUGAUGAGUGAAGGCUAUGUGUGGAUUGUAACCACCGGGCUCAUGAAUUUGUUCUAUUCAUUGGAUUCAAACAUUGUAGAGUCCAUGCAAGGAGUUCUUGGUGUAAGGCCUCUUGUUCCAGAUAUUAAUCCAGAGAUGAAUCUUUAUGGGCUAUGGGCAUACGAUACUUUGUGGGCAUUGGCUAUGGCUGUUGAAAAAAUCGGAUUUAGGGAGUCGAGUUAUUUGCAAAACACAAGUGUUUCUAACUCUAGCUAUAUGUUUAUUACUGGAAAAUCACAGACAGGUCCACAACUUCUCGCAGCAAUGAAUGAAACUAAUUUCACAGGUCUCUCAGGGAAAUUCCAUUUGGUAAAUGGAAAACUAGAGUCAUCAUCUUUCCAAAUAUUGAAUAUAAAUGGAAAGAAGUUGAGAGAAGUUGGAAUAUGGACACCGUUACUGCAAAAUUCAAGUCAAACAAAUGCGAACGCGACAGGUCUUUCAGGUGAGAAAUUGGAGAUUAUUAUAUGGCCCGGAGAAUCGAGGAAUGUUCCAAAGGGAUGGGAGGUCCCAGUAAGCGGUAAAAAGCUCAGAGUUGGAAUUCCAGCUGUAGCUGGUUUUCCAGAAUACAUAAAAGUAGAAACGGAUCCAAAAACAAAUAGUACCAAAAUAAGUGGAUUGUACAUAGAUUUGUUUGAUUCUGUCAUGGCUGCACUACCUUAUGCAGUCAGAUACGAAUAUGUCCCGUUUGUAAAUUCCGAUGGCUCAAGUGCUGGGAACUAUGACGAUUUGUCACGUGAAGUUCAAAAUGGGAGCUUUGAUGCUGCUGUUGGAGACAUAACAAUCACAGAAAUGAGAUCAGAAUAUGUCGACUUCACUCUUCCGAUUGAAGACGGUGGGGUUACCAUUACACAGAAUGUUUUUAAUGAGGAUAACAAUGGAGCAGGAAUAUUCUUGGAGCCCCUAGAAGGUAAACUGUGGUUAACUGCCAUAGCCCUUUUCAUUUUCACCGGAUUGUCUCUAUGGAUUCUCGAGCAUAGGUUUAACGAAGCUUUCAGAGGUCCCCCAUCGGAACAUGUUGGCCUCAUCGUUUACAUCCCCUUCAUGUCGUUAGUAUUUGCCAACAGGGAAAAAAUAGUGAGCAAUUUAGCUCGACUGGUGUUAGUCGUGUGGGUGUUUGUUGUCCUGAUAUUGACCUCAACUUACACGGCAAAUCUUUCUUCUAUAUUAACAGUACCCAAGCCUGUAAAUGCUACCAUAACUGUAGCUAUGCUUGUCGAAAACAAAGACAAUGUUGGAUGCCGCGAAGGCUCUUUCAUUAUUCAAUAUUUGAUAGGGCUGGGAUUCGACGAUUCCAAGAUCAUACGUUAUAGAACUUCAGACGAAUUUGAUAAUGCCUUGAGUAAUGGAAGCAUUAAGGCGUUGCUUUCUCGCACUUCUUACACCAAUCUAUUCUUAUCCAAGUACUGCAACAAGUACGCGAGAGUUGACACAACUUAUGACACCGAGGGCAUUGCCUUUCUGUUCCCUAAGGGGUCACCAUUAGUUGCUGAUGUCUCUCGCGCAAUCGUUAAACUAACAGAUGACCAAAAACUCACUGAAAUAAGGGGCCGUUGGAUAAAAGAAUCGACGUGCAAAGAUACAUCAGAGGACCAUUCAACACAAAUCAGCCUGAAAAGUUUCGCAAUCUUGUUUGGAGUAACAGGUGGAAUCACAGGGAUUUGUCUUGUACUAUUACUAGCGUCAUAUCUCUACAAUAACAGAGAUUUUAUUCGGAGGGUCAUCUCAAACUCUGGCACAACAACUUGGUCCAAAGUACGCGCGAUUUCCAAGCAUUUCGAUCAGAGAGACCCUAAAGCUUUUCGUUCUAAAGAAGACGGAGAAAAUCAAGAUCGUUGUUGUAGCAGCACAGUAGUUUCGGUCACGUCAGAUCAAGAAACGGCAAGUGAUAAUGGAGACCUCAGUCCGAAUUCAGACCACAUAACUGCAGCUGCACAUCAGCCACGUUAUUGUCCAGAUGUGUGA